This is a messenger RNA of Wallemia mellicola CBS 633.66, 1896 nucleotides long. RefSeq lists its product as hypothetical. Gene Ontology annotation, molecular function: 1-alkyl-2-acetylglycerophosphocholine esterase activity. The coding region runs from base 199 to 1821 and encodes 540 amino acids. NCBI's taxonomy places the organism in Eukaryota, Fungi, Basidiomycota, Wallemiomycetes, Wallemiales, Wallemiaceae. The record is from RefSeq and is a predicted model, not a curated record. The transcript is spliced from 4 exons.
CAAGUUCCUUCCUUAAUAAGUCGUACGAGGUCAUCCAAAUUGCUCACGCUCUGCAUCUCUUGGCGUAUAUUUAUAAGUUCCUCAAGUUGUGUGUAUACGAGAACAAAAAUCCCAAUUUAGGAAUAUGAUUGUUAUUCACCAAGCUUGCUUCCUAACAGUAAGGAAGCCAAACGUCAUAUAACCGGAAACAAGGAUAAGAUGGUAUACGUACCUUACAUAAGCUCAAAACUACCUGGAUACGACGGUCAAUAUAGUGUAGGUGCCUUCGAUUUAGAGUUGCCAGUCGAUGAGCCGGAUAGAGAACCUUCUGCUAGCUUUAAACUCGAUUCUGAGGAAAAUCCGCUCAAAUUAGAAACUGUUCUUUUUACAUUGUUCUAUCCAACGGAUAAGAACGCUUUGGAUAAGCGUAAGAAGUUGAUAAAGUGGUUCCCCCGUCCAUUUGCUAGUACUGCCUAUGGUUACGCCAAAUUAGCUGAGAUAUCGCGUACAUUUGCAGUUUCAUUCGCGCAUGCAUUGGCGAGGAGUACAAAGAUACCAGCGUACGCUAAUGCGCCAUUAGCCGCUUGCCCUACUGGAAAAUGGCCCCUCAUUAUUUUCUCGCACGGAUUAGGUGGUCAGAGGAGAAUGUACAGUCAUCUCUGCGGUAGUUUAGCCAGUCAUGGUUAUAUAGUAUGCGCAAUUGAACAUCGCGAUGGUAGCGCGCCGAAUACAUGGGUAUAUCCCCCCUUAAACGAACGAAGUGAGCAAGGCACACCGCGGAGUGUCACUUGGUAUGACUGGAAACAACUCAAGUUUGAUGAUGCAACGAAAGAGGAAAGUCAUGUUCCUUUGCGAGAUGAACAGCUUGAUUUUCGAUUGCGGGAGCUCGAAAUGGCGUGGAAGCAUCUCAAACGUAUCGCCGAUGGCCAAGGACCAGCUUGUGAAUUGAUCAAUCAUAGAAAAAAUGUCAGUGGGUCUGCAAGGAAAGUCAAUUGGGACUCGUUCGAGAAAUAUAUGGAUGCGUCACGUGAUGUGACCUUCAUGGGUCACUCAUUUGGAGGUGCUACAGUAUGUAGAAUAGCAACAAAGUCUGAUGGCUUCGUCAGAUGUAUCACCCUAGAUCCUUGGAGUUGGUGGGAAGUAUUCCCUCGAGACGCGAUAUCUUUUCCAGUGUUUACACCACCACAUUUAGACAUAAAAGUGCCAUUGCUUACAAUAAAUUCUGAGCAAUUCACCGUCUGGCACGAUAACUUCCGUUCAGUGUAUGAAUUACACCUACGACAGAAGGAAAAAGGAUUACCAUCAUGGUUAUUUACAAUUUGUGGGACAUUACACGGUUCAUUCUCGGAUAUAAACCUGAUAGCGCCGCGCAUAUCAAAAUACAAAGGCAUGAGAAUAAACCCAAAGCAGGCUUUGGGCGCGACAGUAGAUGUUGUGAGAGAAUUCACUGAACAAAACAGAUACAAUGAUGGGACUUCAUCUCUCCGAACACAUACGAGUCAAUCAACUUCAGAAUUUUCAGUAUGUGAAAAUGAAAAACAUGAACAUACAAAAAUUCUUGACUUACAUCGACAUGAGCGUCCGUAUGAACUUGCUAAUGAAGAUAAAGAGUCUAUGAUUAGAAGAUGGCCUCCUAGACUGCCGCCAACGUCGUCCGAACUUAUUAAAAUGCGCAUAGGUAAUCCAGGUCAUUUUGUAUUGCACAUAAAACCUAAAGAAGACCAUGAGGAUGCAUAUGUGGAAAGAGGACUACCAUCAACUACGCUCCCUAGUAAUGAACACCCAAGAAAGAAUUCGAAUGCACCUAAAAGAGAGCUCGCUUACGACGUUGCGGCCGCUUAAUUGAAAGAAAAAGGAUACUAGAUCUGGAUUAUAUAAUUUAUACUGUCAUAAUUAAAAUACUACUUAAUUCAUACA